Molecule: messenger RNA, 1912 nt
Organism: Caenorhabditis auriculariae
Lineage: Eukaryota; Metazoa; Nematoda; Chromadorea; Rhabditida; Rhabditidae
Source: the annotation of a GenBank genome assembly
AUGGCUCUACUAACAGCCAACGCACUGGAAGACCACGUGUCACUGAUCGUAAUGACGAUAGGAACAUUUUUGAAGACGUCUAGAACCAAUCCAAGACUCACCGCCCCUGCGAUCAGACGGGAAGUUUUCUUGAAUUCGCCAUCUCCGCCAUCCGUCUCGACCGUGAAACGACGUCUGAAUGCUGCUGAAAUCAUGGGAAGACGUCCAGUGAAGAAACCGCUGAUUUCUGAAAAGAAUCGAGCCGCCAGGGUGAAGUGGGCGAAGGAGCAUCUCAACUGGACCCGUCAAGACUGGAACAAGAUUCUGUGGUCCGACGAAAGCAAGUUCCUCCUCUUCGGGAGUGACGGAAUUCAGUGGGUUCGUAGACCAAUUGGGUCCAGAUAUCAUCCGAAAUACCAAUUACCCACCGUGAAACAUGGUGGAGGUUCUUGCAUGGUGUGGGGCGCCUUCUCUGGAAGUGGCAUCGGACCGCUUCAUCGCGUGAACGGCAUCAUGGACAAGCACGUCUACAAAGACAUUCUCCAGAACCAGAUGUUGCCGCACUUGAGAGCCAUGGGCCGUGGGAGUGUUUAUCAACAGGAUAACGAUCCCAAGCACACUUCAUUGUUCGUCAAGGUGAGAAAAUUGACAAGUAAUUCGUAUGGUUUUGAAACUCAGGACUGGUUCAAGAGCCGUCGGGUCAAUGUCAUGGGGUGGCCAAGUCAAUCUCCGGACCUGAACCCGAUCGAACAUCUCUGGGAAGAGUUGGAGCGACGUUGUGCCAACAAAAGAGCCAAGAAUUGCAACGAGAAGUUUGCUCAACUGCUGUCUGAAUGGAAUCAGAUCCCCAUGUCUACCAUCGACACUUUGCUCAAUUCUAUGCAGAGAAGAUGCCAGGCAGUGAUUGACGCCAGGGGCUUCGCAACCAAGUACUAGGUCCCGAAUAUUGUUUUUAACAAUGUUUUGUGUUGAUAAAAAAAUUUUUUUGUUGAGCUAUGAUUUUUUUAAUUGAAAAAUAGCAAAAAAAUUCGAUUUUUUUCGAAAAUUCGUUUUUUUCUCGAAAAAAAUUAUUAUCCUUUGAGCUAGCAACUUGAAAUUUUUGCCAGAACACGUAUGUCUCUCUCAGAAAAUUAUGAAAAAAAUUUGAAUCGAUAUCGCAUUUCAAAAAAAAUUUAUCCCCAAAAAACCAAAACUUAAUAGACUUUUGAGCGGUACUGUAGUCCAUUUUUUUUUUUCGCAAAAAUAGAGGCUCUGAGGACGCCAAGGCUAAAAAAACGGCUAGGAAAAAAGUCCCGCAAAGAAAGAAUUAGAAGAAUGGAGAAAAUGGCUCUUGACACGUUCAAAAAGUGACGUUAUAUAUAUAGUCCGUUUUUCGCGACUUUGAAAGGACGGGACUUCUCUGCGCCCUCCUCGUCUCUCGACGACCCUCUCUUCUUUAAACGCUAUUUUCGGGUUUCUGUGACCUCGCCGGUGAGGGAACAGAGAGACGUAGACACUCAAAAACGGUCAAGUCGCGCCGGACGGGCUAUAUUUCUUCUGCAGUUUUUAUGAAGACCUAAGUUGUAGGGCGUUUUUUGGGACGUUUCCUUAGAAUUUCGAAAAUUUUCGGUGCUCAUCUUUAAAAAAAAGUAACAAAAAAAACUCAAUAAAUAAACAGAUUGUGCUCAAAUUCCUUUGUGAAAAAUACUCCAUAAAUUGUAUGACCUAACUGAAUUUUUUCGCAGUGCCAUCGCCCUUCGCAACGAAGCCGGCCGAGCCGACAGAAAAAAAGAAAGCGACGCCGGGGAACGCAGAAGCUCCCGUGCCGAGGCCGGUCCGCGCUCCAUUGACCGGCGAACAAGCCGCGGCUAUUUUGCACCACGUCGCCCGGGGUCAGCCCGCCGCCGCCGAUAAACCCAAUCAUCAUCUCGUCUACAUCGAGCGUCAGCUCUGA